Loa loa (African eye worm) is the source of this 2145-nucleotide messenger RNA. RefSeq names its product fms interacting protein. NCBI's taxonomy places the organism in Eukaryota, Metazoa, Nematoda, Chromadorea, Rhabditida, Onchocercidae. Gene Ontology annotation, cellular component: THO complex part of transcription export complex. The transcript has 16 exons. The coding region runs from base 1 to 2145 and encodes 714 amino acids. Gene Ontology annotation, molecular function: mRNA binding. The record is from RefSeq and is a predicted model, not a curated record. Gene Ontology annotation, biological process: mRNA export from nucleus; positive regulation of DNA-templated transcription, elongation.
AUGUCUGCGAAGCGUGCUCGACCUGCUGGUGGCUUACAAUCUCCAGAGAAGAAAAAGCAGGCUGAGGAGCAUAUUACAAAAACUGUUUCGGAAUUUUAUGAAAAAGAAGAUCGUGAAGCUUUAUUGAUGACCAUGGCAUCAAUUGAAGGAUCCUUCCUAGAAUAUUCACAAGCGCUCAGACAAAAACUUAUUGACUCAUGUUGUGGUUCAGUUAAGCCACCGGAAGCAUCAGGUUUCGAAGAGUCGUUGCUUUCACUAUUCAUAUCAUUGCGGCGAUUGAAUCGUUUGGCUCAGUACCGAAAUCGACAAAUUCGUGACCGAGUAAAUCGAGAGCGUGCUGUCGUCGAAGAACGGUUUCUGCAGUUGCAAAACGUCAGAAGUGAAAUUGAGCACUUGCAGAAAGAGAUUGAUCGAUGUUAUGACUUUAGAUCAGCUGAUGAGGAUAUUGAAAUGGUGUCAUUAGAAGAAUUCUAUGCAAAUGCACCGGCAAGUAUCUCGCAGGAGGAAAUCACUCGCAAGGAUCAACAUCGACAACAUCUGGCUCGACUGAACUGGGAGAUGGAGGAGCGAAAGAAUUUGGUUGGAACUUUGCAAGAACGAGAAGGACGAAAAAACGUACUUAUCACUGACAUUACAACGAAAGAACACCGAUUAAAGUCGUUGAAACCACGUAUUGAAGCCGUGAUUGAGGCAGCAAGACCGGUACAAGAGCUGAUGGGACUGACAUGCAAUUCCAUUAAUUUUGAGAAGGAGCGUGUAUUGUCCCUACUACCUCAGGAGCUUUCUGUAAUUGCCAUACAGGUUGAGGCUUACUGUGAUAUUGUUAAAGAAGCAGGAAUAAUACUAAAAUGCAAGGGUGAUUACGAAAGUGCUGUGAAAUUUCUAGAAAAUCGACAACGUGCGUUCGAAAUUAUUGAAAACAUUGAUAAUGAAGAUAUCCAGGAUGAGGUGGACGGAAAACACUCACCAUCAACACGUCAUGACAAACGGAGGCAUAUGUCCAUGAAAGAAUUAAUUGCUGAACAAAGGGAUGCUGUUAUUGCUCCUCAUCCGAUUCACAUUGAGGUGGAAAUCGUUUGUCAAGACGAUAUUUUUGUAACCCUUGUGCUGCAAUUUAUUCCGGGUUUGCGCUCAGUUGGAGUGAUAACAAAGCUGAAUCGAGUACCUACAUCAAUUUAUGGGAAUGCAUUCUUCGAUUUAUCUCUUCUUUCUGAGUUAUUUGAUGGCGAUGAUGGAAGUAAAUGUGUCAACAGUGUGGGACAAGCCAAACUGGAUCAGUUAAAGAUUUCUGUGGCUGAUUUGGAACCUAAUAUUGGUCGGUUUUAUUCAUUUGCUCAGAAAAUGGCGGGUAUUAUCGAUGAUGUUCCGUCGAAAAAUUCUCAGUUAUGUGAAAUUAUACAUUCUGUGGUUGAAAAAAUCAGGUCACGUAUACAUUCAAGAUGCGUUCUGGCUCGAAUUGCUCAUUCACUGCAUAAUUUGAAAGUAUUCGAUGAUUUAAAAAACCGAAAUGAUUUCCCGGACAAUGUUUGUGCAAAACUGACCAGUUUUAGGAUGAUUACAGCUGAGCAGUUCUUCGAAUAUGAAGCUGCAACAGAGGAGUACCGGAAGCUGAUAGAAUCUGAACGACGAACAAAUAUUGACAAGCAGUUUUACUUCUCUGCAACAGUUGAAAGAGAUCCAGGAGCUAAGCUUCAUGCUUUAAUAUUUAUUGAUAUCAAGUACCCGGAAGUAAAACCAAUUUAUAUCCUGACUUUUACGUUGGAUAACGCGGAAAUUUCUCCAUCAUUCAAUAACAGUCUUAUUCACAUGGAGCGAGUUUUGAAUGUGGAUUUUGCGGCCUAUGUAGCAUGUGACGACCCAAAUAAUAUCCUGGAGGCACAGAUGGCAUUCUUGGUUUCGCGUUUCGAUAUCCUUCUUGAGUCAAGUUGUGCUGCCGAUAAUUCUGGGCUGUUCACCCUCUUAUUUAUGCAUACUUAUCGAGUCGUACCUCGAGAAUCUGAUCAAGGUAGUUUUCCACAAUCACCAAGCGUUGUGAUGAAUAUCAGAAAGCUGGAUAUCCUGGGAGGGAGAAGAAGAGUAGAUGAUUCUUCAGUUUUUGGAUUUCUGGAGUUCGAGAAGGUGCGAAUUAUUUCUGCUGCUUAUUAA